This is a messenger RNA of Eimeria necatrix, 621 nucleotides long. RefSeq lists its product as hypothetical. Lineage: Eukaryota; Apicomplexa; Conoidasida; Eucoccidiorida; Eimeriidae. The record is from RefSeq and is a predicted model, not a curated record.
AUGUUCUUUCCAGCCAAACGCGUACAAGUGUGUGCAGCAGGAGCGGCGUCGGCAGCAGCAGCAGCAGCAGCAGCAGAAGCAGCAGCAGCAGCAGCAGCAGCAGGGGCCGCCCGGCUGCUGCGGCGGCGGAGAGGAAGCAACUGCUGCUGCUGUCGACGCCAUCUUUGCAAUGCUGGACUCUCCAUUGCUGUUUUUGAAGCAGAUAUAAAGCAGUGGCUGCAGCAGGACGAGCAGCAGGAGGAAGCAGCAGCAGCAGCAGCAGCAGCAGCAGACGGGGACGCAGCCAAGGCGAGGCUGCUGCGGCAGGCAAGACUUGCUGCUGCUGCACCUAAGAAGUGGCUGCUAGAUGGCAGAGAGCCGCAGCACAGAGAACGGAGGCAGUGCCCCCGUUUGGCUCAGUGCUGCCUGGGGUUACCUGGGCAGCAGCAGCAGCAGCAGCAGCAGCAGCAGCAGCAGCAGCCAGUCAUAGUGCUGGAGGCCCCAGCAGCAGCAGCGACGUCCCCCGAGAGCGCAGCAGCAACUGCGAGGUCCUUUGCCCGCAGCAGCAGCAGCAGCAGGGGCUGCCCGCAGCCUCCUCUUGUCCCCUACAGCUCUCGAACCACAAACCCUGUUGAAAAGUGA